Molecule: messenger RNA, 1384 nt
Organism: Portunus trituberculatus (swimming crab)
Lineage: Eukaryota; Metazoa; Arthropoda; Malacostraca; Decapoda; Portunidae
Exons: 2
Coding region: 147-749 (200 amino acids)
Source: RefSeq, a predicted model, not a curated record
UUUACUGACUUAAUAUUCAUGGCAAGAAAUCAGCAAGAAUGUAAUAGAGUAGAGAAACUGAUCAUACUCGAUUAUCUGAUCUGACUGUAGGAGUUUGUAACAUUGAGAAAGGAGAGAAAACAUUGACGGAUGAAGUGACGCAGGAAAUGAUGGACAAGUCUAUGGUUGAGGGCUGGAAGUGGCAGAUGGUGGCGAAGGUGGCGGUGGUGCUGGCGGUGGUGGUGGAGCCGGGGAAAGUAGAGGCGAAAAAUUGUGUGAUGCCUCCUCCUAUUUCUGGUCAAAGGUGUAGUAUCUUCGACCUAUUAAAUCAUCACAAAUUAGACGGAGUGAAAAGAAUAAAGGAUCGUCAACCCAAAAGUCUUGAAACCUUUAUAGAGACUUUUGGGCAUGUCAUGGAUACCACCAGACAAGUAGUGACUGAAUUCAUUAAUAUCGUCCACGAAAUAGCAAAGAAAAUCAAAGAGACGAAAGUGGAGGCGAGAAAUAUAAAAGUGGUUCCCAUUGUUCGCCAGCCUCCUCAUCCUCCUUUUUAUAGUCAUGACGACCCAGCAGUCACUCACAAAGGAGACGCAGCGAAAGGAGGAAAGAGUCGUCAAAGCAGAAGUCUUGAAACCUUCUUAGAGUCCUUUGCGCAUGGCUUAAAUGCCGCCAAGCAAAUACUGACAGAAUUCUUUACUGUCGUCCACGAGAGAGCAAAGAAUGACCGAUAUUCGAAAAAAACACUAGUCAAACAAAUCACAAGACAGUGAAUAUCGUGAACACUGUCGCCAGAAAAUAAAAGAGUAACAUUAAUUGCAUUGAUCUGUCCACUGUCGCCAAGCCAAGAGCUGGGCCGCGUCACCCUAAACACCAAUGUGACCACCUGACGCCAAGCUUCGUCUACACCACCUACAUGUAUGUGCUGCUUGAGGAGCGCCUCCAAGUUAUUGCCUGACUCUCAUUCCUUUCAUGCCUCCCGCUGGUUAACUCUGGAACUCUCAACCUGUUUCUGAUUUUAUUCUUUUUUUUUUUUCGUAAGAGACUCCUUUGGUAUACAUUUCUCUAGUUAAAUCUUGAAAAUGCUACACUGAUUACAAUUUCAUUUAUUUGUUCUCUUGACCAGACUCCUCCAAACAUAAAGAAAAUUAGAAUAUUAAGAAUAUUUUGCACGCAAUCCUGGAAUUUGACAAGAUACUUGAUAUUGUCUCCCUAUUGUUUCUUAAAUGUGGACUUAGUGUGUGCUGCCUCGACAGUCUGCAAACACUCUUGUGACUGUGUGCGUCGGGAUUGUCUGGUAUCUACUCCACGAGUGACGAGGCUGUUCAGACACACUUGUGGGUCUAUCAAAUAUGUCAUAACUAACGAUAGAAUUUAAAGCACAGGCAAAUAAAUGGAUAAACAUUAA